AUGGGCUACAACUGUUGGGUUCCUCAGGUCAGGCCACUUCUGAGCCUGAGCCAAUGUAGGAAGCGUCUCAACUGGGCCAAGGAGAAGAAGAACUGGACUGUUGGCCAGUGGUCCAAGGUCCUCUUUUCCGAUGAAAGUCUGCAGUCUGGUUUCGUCACUCUGCCCCGCCUCUCUCGUCUUGAUAGACAGUUUCAGGAUGGAGACAUCCGGAAGGGGUCACUACCAGACAGCAGUGGUAUCACACUGACGCGCUCUGACUCCCUCACCUCGUUCACUGUAGACCUCGGCCCCUCUCUCAUGACUGAGGUACUCAGCUUGAUUGACAACCCCAGCUGCCUUCACAUGUCCAAUCACAGCCAGGCAGCAGGUGAGAAAGAGGAAGGAGAGGAAGAGGAAGAAGAUGACAACGGCUCUCUAAUAGAGACGCCUGUGCAGAGCCCUGUGGUGACUUCACCCAGCUCUUCCAUGGGUAGCGGGUCAUGUAGCAGGAACAUGAACAACAGGGGCCGCUCAUGUAGCUCUGACAGGACAGAGCAGGAGGAGGAGAGGUCACUGAGUACACCUGAUGUAAGCAGUGGAUCUCCUCAGAGAGCUGAGCCUGUAAUGGAGGCAGAGAGGUUCCAGAGAGCAGCUGACGUUCUGUGUCGUCAUUACGGUGGAGGGUCCUUCACAAAGAGAAUGAGGAUCGACAACACCACCACCUCCCCUGCUCUCUCCCACAGCUGCAAAACACCAUACGCCUUUUCUGAAGAGGAAGAAGAGAUCAAAGUGUAG
Molecule: messenger RNA, 774 nt
Organism: Acanthopagrus latus (yellowfin seabream)
Lineage: Eukaryota; Metazoa; Chordata; Actinopteri; Spariformes; Sparidae
Exons: 2
Coding region: 1-774 (257 amino acids)
Molecular function (GO): nucleic acid binding
Source: RefSeq, a predicted model, not a curated record